AUGUUCCCCCGUGAUAAAACGCAGACCCCAUCAAAGAAUAACGCUCACAGAAAGAAGUACGCAACCUUACAACGACAAAUGACGACAUCGCAGUCCUCUCUUGACUCUCCCAAAUUCACGCCUACCUUAAAUCCGUUGUCACCGACACGCAAAGUCGAGAAUUCUGUCUUGAGCGCAGCAGUGAAGAGUUCCUAUAUUAGCAACGAGUAUCUGAGAAUACGAGAUUUCAUCAAUAGGACCGAUCCAGACAUUCUACAGCAUAUCCUCUUACGGACACUUGAGUAUCGUAAUUCGAAAGAUAUAAUCGCCCUGGGCAUCAUCUUCCCCCGUAACCAUUUUCCCUCGUUCAAUAACUUCCACUGUGCUCGGUGCCAUAAGGAGUACAACCCUAUGGACAAAGAUCAUUGCCUGUUGCGCCACAUGACUUCGUUUGUACGAAAAAUACACCAGGACGAGAAUGGAUCCAAUUUCUUUUGUCGAUCAUGCGGUAAAACUUUUUAUCUUAAGAACGUCUUCUCUUACACCGAUAAAGUCAACAAUCACCAUACUGGGUUUUGUUUUGUGGGGCUCCAUACUAAUGACGCUCGUCUCGUAAGGUAUGGCGCUGGGGCUAAAACCUGUGAAGAAUAUGGCUGCGUCGAGUUUUAUGUGUGA
Molecule: messenger RNA, 654 nt
Organism: Acanthosepion pharaonis
Lineage: Eukaryota; Metazoa; Mollusca; Cephalopoda; Sepiida; Sepiidae
Source: the annotation of a GenBank genome assembly